AUGGAAAUACCAUGGGGAACCUAUGGAAGGAUAGCCACGAGAUCAAGCGCAGCAUUGAAACUUGGUCUUGAUAUUGGAGCUGGAGUCAUUGACAGUGAUUAUAGAGGCGAAGUCAAAAUCCUCGCCUUUAAUCACUCUGAUCAGAAUAUCUAUAUUCAUAAAGGAGACUGUGUUGCUCAACUUAUUCUGGAAUAUAUUGUUAUGACAAAUGUCUAUGAACUGGUGGCGAAGCAGGAAGACCCGUCAGUGGAGUCUAAGGCAAAGCAGAUGGCUGCUGGACCUGGCGUCGGCAAUGGACCAAGGCUAGGGCACAGAAGCAAGAAAUCUCCAACGAUGGUCGGCGCUGCUCCGUGCGACGGCGACCACGCAUCAGAAUCUAGGGCACAGUGA
Zingiber officinale is the source of this 390-nucleotide messenger RNA. Its product is annotated as deoxyuridine 5'-triphosphate nucleotidohydrolase-like. Lineage: Eukaryota; Viridiplantae; Streptophyta; Magnoliopsida; Zingiberales; Zingiberaceae. Gene Ontology annotation, biological process: dUTP catabolic process; dUMP biosynthetic process. Gene Ontology annotation, molecular function: magnesium ion binding; dUTP diphosphatase activity. The transcript has 2 exons. Bases 1 to 390 code for a protein of 129 amino acids. The record is from RefSeq and is a predicted model, not a curated record.